Molecule: messenger RNA, 2060 nt
Organism: Plectropomus leopardus (leopard coralgrouper)
Lineage: Eukaryota; Metazoa; Chordata; Actinopteri; Perciformes; Serranidae
Product: POU domain, class 3, transcription factor 4-like
Biological process (GO): regulation of transcription by RNA polymerase II; brain development
Cellular component (GO): nucleus
Molecular function (GO): RNA polymerase II cis-regulatory region sequence-specific DNA binding; DNA-binding transcription factor activity, RNA polymerase II-specific
Source: RefSeq, a predicted model, not a curated record
AUGGCCACAGCUGCCUCCAGCCCCUACACCCUGCUCAGCUCCAGUCCCAUGAUCCACCCGGACAGCCAGGCCAUGCAGCCUGCUAGCCCCUACAGAGGACACCAGAAACUCCUCCAGAGCGACUACCUGCAGAGCGUCCAGAGCAACGGACACCCCCUCGGGCACCAGUGGGCGAGCAGUCUGUCGGAGGGCAGCCCCUGGUCGGCCUCCAUGGAGCAGCAGGACGUGAAACCAGGCCGAGAGGACCUGCAGCUGGGCAUCAUCCAUCACCGCUCCCCGCACGUAGCGCAUCACUCCCCACAUCACAACAACCAUGGCAACCACCCGGGCGCGUGGGGAACCCCGGUGUCCCACAACUCGUCCAUCAGCAGCGGGCAGCAGAUAAACAUCUACUCCCAGACGGGCUUCACUGUCAACGGCAUGCUGGACCAUGGUGGCCUCACACCUCCAUCCAACCCGCAGGGCCAAGGCAUGCACCCGGGCCUCAGGGACACUCUCAGCCCCGAGCACAGCGACCUCGGCGGGCACCACUGCCACGACCACUCCGACGAGGAGACGCCGACUUCGGACGAGCUGGAGCACUUUGCCAAGCAGUUCAAACAGCGGAGGAUCAAGCUGGGCUUUACGCAGGCGGACGUGGGUUUGGCUCUGGGCACGCUGUACGGUAACGUCUUUUCCCAAACCACCAUCUGCAGGUUCGAGGCUCUGCAGCUGAGCUUUAAAAACAUGUGCAAACUAAAGCCGCUGUUGAACAAGUGGCUGGAGGAGGCAGACUCGUCCACAGGCAGCUCUAGCAGUAUAGACAAGAUAGCAGCUCAGGGGAGGAAGAGGAAGAAGAGGACGUCCAUCGAGGUCAGCGUCAAAGGGGUGCUGGAGACGCACUUUCUCAAGUGUCCCAAACCGUCCGCGCAGGAGAUCACCUCGCUGGCGGACUCGCUGCAGCUGGAGAAGGAGGUGGUGCGCGUGUGGUUCUGCAACCGGAGGCAGAAGGAGAAGCGCAUGACGCCGCCGGGGGAGCCGCCGCCGCACGAGGGACCCUAUUCUCACAGCGGGAGCGCGGGAGACGCCUCCUCGUGCCAUGAUCUCUGACCGAAGCACCGGGAGGAUUCCCCCGGCACAGACUCUCGAGCGCAGGGGCGCGCGGUGGCACCUCCGAGCCCUCGCGCCUGUCCCGGUACAGACUCCUCCAGCACUGAAACACAAUAACAAUAACAGAGAUACCUGUUCAGCCUUCGUCAUUUUCUAACUGUCAUGAGGGCAUUAUUCUAUAGCGGCAUAUCAAAACGUCACAUUUCAGAUUUUACCUUUUGGAGCCCGCCAAAUUAUUUUCUACAUCACGGAUAUAAAUACAAAAAUGUGCCUAAUAACCUGCCAGCGCCUUUGGUUUGUGUCACCAUUUCUCAUCAGCUCGAUAAUAAUGAUAGGACGGGACUGAUGUUUUUGGUUUUUAUUUGUUUGGGCUUCACUUGUCUUGAGUGAAACAAAUAAUAAUAAUAUCACUUUUCUUAAUUGAUUUGUUGCAGCACCAGAGGCCGUUUCACAGUCCACCUCAUGCUUCCCUCGGGCUUCUCAAAUGCUUUAGAUCUCACCAUAUUUACACUCAUUAUUUUGUAACAUACUCUUAGCAGAUCUGUAAUUAUUUUUGCAUAUGCAAAUAUAGGCCCUCAUUCCAGUUGUAGAGGUACCAACAUAAUAGCACUUGGAGGGUUUGUUUUUAUUAUUAAAUCCCUCCCUCAUGGCCUGUAGCUUAUGAAGCCACACACAGCUAUUUAUAAAUUCAUUUAUUUGAUUUCAAUCAUCUUCGACCAUAUAAACUGUGUGGACUCUGAAAAUAGAGCCGAGAAUAGAAAGAGGGGUUGACGACGCUAUACACCUGCCUAUAAUUUUAUUGUACGUUCAGUAUCAAAAAUUUUAUAAUCUUAAAUACUCCUGUUAUUGGUUUAUUUCUUAAGUAUUUUUUCGAAUAUUGUACAGUUUUAUAUAUUACCCUUUUGAAGUCAUUAAUUUAAACAAAUGCUCUUAGUUAUUCAUGCACUUAAUUAGCAAUGUAAAAAAAAACA